GAAGAACUCAGAGUCAUCAUUUGGUUCCUCUGUCUGACUGCAUGAAGCCUCAUCAUACAGUACUGUGACCAGUGUUAAAGCUGCUGCGGUUUGAGUUUGUGUGAAAACCUGAACACUGUCAGACAUAAAGCAGAAAAUAAUGGAGGAAGAACUGACCUAUGUGGCUGUGACUUUCAAGCCUAAUGUGGUUUCAGAUGUAAAAACAAAUAAUAACGAGGAGGCUGUAAUCUAUGAUGAGUUGAAGACCGAGGAGCAGACGACUUGUUUGCUCAGACAAAAGCGUCCUUCAGUCAUAUCAGAAAAAGGGAAGAAAGCACCUGUCCGUUCUUGUCUUCAUCUGGUGGCAGCAGGUUUGGGGUUUGUUUGCAUCAUCUUAAUAUUAGUCAUCAUCGUCCUUGGUGUUCAAUCUCAUCAUCUGAAAAGAAAUAUCCUUUCAGUCAACACAGCGAUGUCUGAGCAGCUGAGAGAAAAGCAGAACCUGACAGAGGUAAACUAUCAGCUGUUGAAAGAGAUAUCUGAUCUGCAGAGACAGACAAAGAACCUGAGCAGAGAGAGGGACGACCUGAACUGGACCAUGGGAGUCAUAAUGGAAUAUGACAACUUUCCAGUUCAUACCCGCUGUCCUAAUAAAGUGUGUAAGCCAUGUGAGGACAGAUGGGCGCUGUUUCAGUCAAACUGCUACUUUUUUGGAGAUGGAUGGAAGUACUGGUCUGAAAGUCAAGAGCUAUGCAGACAAGCAAAAGCAAAUCUGGUGGUGAUUGAAAGUCAAGAAGAACAGGAGUUCAUCAAUAACCGCACAGCCACACUAACCUAUUAUGAAGGAUAUGGCUUCUGGAUCGGCAUGAAAGAGGAAACACCAGACAAGUGGUUGUGGAUAGAUGGAAGUCACCCCACCCUUCAGUACUGGGUAACACAACAAGUUGGCUCCAGAGGUUCAUGUGUCAGGAUUCUUCAGGUCCGAGGCCGGGCAACUGCUUUGUCCAACUGGAACAAAGCAAACUGCUACAUUGGAAACCAUUGGAUCUGUGAAAAACGAGCACUGAUAAAACCUGAGGGCACCGCUACCAGUUAUAGGCCGCAUGAGCGCAAAAUCGUUCUGGACCCUACAGCGAUUGACAAUCUUCUCGAUCUGUUGGACAGAGGACGCUGUGAGUUUCAGCUCAGUGAAACCACACUGUUAAGUCUGCUGCCAUUCCCUACCCUGAAAAAUUUUGUUCCGAAAAUGGAGGAAGAAAUUAAGUAUUCUGAAGUUACUUUCAAAAGCAGUGGUCAGCUUCCAAAAGACCAAACAGAGGAUCAAACCAUAUAUUCUGAGGUGAAGAUUAAAGCACCUGAACCUGAGGAAACAACUCCUGCACCGGCCCUUGGUACAUCUGGAGGUUCUGGUUCCCCAACACCUGACGCGGACGUUGUUGUCCCGGGUGACGUCCAAGCUGCUGCUGUUAAAGGGGCUGUGAACAAUCAACACUGUAAACUUCUGACUGCAAGUGUUGUGGCCCUUGGCGUCCUUCUACUGGUGACCAUCAGCCUCCUCAUCUACUUUGUGGUGACGAACAUUGAGAUUUCAGCAGAAAACCAGGGGCUGAUCACAGGGAAGAACGAUCUAGAAAUGAAGAUAGAAGAGCUGAGCAAAGAGAAGAGCAUCCUGGAGAAUAAGACCAAGGAGCUGGUCGUAGAGAAGAGCAUCCUGGAGAAUAAGACCAAGGAGCUGGUCGUAGAGAAGAGCAUCCUGGAGAAUAAGACCGAGGAGCUGGUCGUAGAGAAGAGCAUCCUGGAGAAUAAGACCAAGGAGCUGGUCGUACAGAAGAGCAUCCUGGAGAAUAAGACAGAUGAGCUGAACAGACAGAAGGACAGUCUCUACUGGACAAUGGGACGCAUAUUGAUGUUUAACAGCUUUCCAGUUAAUGACUUCUGUCCUGAAAAUGGGUGUCAGCCAUGCCUGACUGGAUGGAUACCGUUCCAGGAGAAGUGUUAUUACUUCGAACGAUCAACCAAAUGGAAGACUUGGACAGAAAGUCGAACAUACUGCAAGGACAAUGGUGCUGACCUCGUUGUCAUUGAAACUCUACAAGAACAGGAAUUCAUCAGUAAGAACGUCCACUCCUACAACGGUGACUUUUAUGGAUACUGGAUUGGAUUAAAACAAGAUCCUGACCAAAACUGGAUCUGGGUUAAUGGACAUAAAGACACUCUAGAGUUCUGGCUGGAUGAAGGACUAGGCAACUCUGGUCCAUAUGCACUUGUCAUCCAUGAAAAGCCUCCAAAUGCCAGCUGGGACACAUCAGAUGAUGGCUUUAGAAUCAGAUUUAUCUGUGAGAGUGAACUCAUGAUAAAAUCCUUUUAGUCAGUUCUGUGUUUAUGCUUCUUGCUUUAAUAUAAUAUGCAUGUCUUGCCAGAGUAUAAAGAUCAUUAAGAGUAAAAGUUUGUAAAGGUUUUAUUAUUUGAGGUGGAGAUUGUGAAUGAUGGUUCAAAUUACUUAGUAGUGAAGAAACAUUCUGACUAUUAUUAUAUUCUCUAUUUUCUUGAGGACAGUAAGAUUAGAUUUUCUAUUUGUUAAAACUAUAAGAACACUUUUAAAACAACUUAAAGCAGUCUAUUCUUCAGUCCAGCAGUGCAAUAUUACAUGACAUCCACCUCACUGUUUCCUAGAAUGAUUUCAAUGCAAAUGAAUAAUCUACAGCAAAUAUUUGUAAUCUGAUAUUACUCACAUAAGUAAAUAAAGUCAGCUGAUGUGGUCAGCUUGUUGCACAUUG
Sphaeramia orbicularis (orbiculate cardinalfish) is the source of this 2753-nucleotide messenger RNA. RefSeq lists its product as uncharacterized. The transcript is spliced from 17 exons. Bases 140 to 2344 code for a protein of 734 amino acids. The record is from RefSeq and is a predicted model, not a curated record. Lineage: Eukaryota; Metazoa; Chordata; Actinopteri; Kurtiformes; Apogonidae.